ACGGACGGCGGUGCGAAGGGAGGGAGGCUGGGAGGGAGGCGUCCUCCCCUGGAGGGCCGGGGCCUCGCUCGCUCGCUCGCUCGUCCCCCCUCCGCCCGCUCUUUUAGGUGUCUUCGUGAAAUGCCGGCCGCGCGCCUCGGCUGGGCCCCAAGAUGGCGUCGAUGCGGGAGAGCGACACCGGCCUGUGGCUGCACAACAAGCUGGGCUCGGCCGACGAGCUGUGGGCGCCGCCGAGCAUCGCCUCGCUGCUCACCGCCUCGGUCAUCGACAACAUCCGCCUCUGCUUCCACGGCCUCUCCUCGCCCGUCAAGCUCAAGCUGCUCCUGGGCAUCCUCCACCUGCCCCGCCGCGCCGUCGACGAGAUGAAUGGUGCCCUGACUGAAAUUAUCCAGCUGGCUACGUUGGAUCCAGACCCCUGGGUCUUAAUGGUGGCGGAUAUCUUAAAAUCCUUUCCGGAUAUUGGCUCCCUUAACCUGGAUCUGGAAGAGCAGAACCCCAACGUUCAGGAUAUCUUAGCAGAAUUGCGAGAAAAGGUGAGCGAUUGUGAGUCCUCAGCCAUGUUGCCUUUGGAGUGCCAGUACCUGAACAAGAACGCCUUGACCACCCUGGCUGGCCCCUUCACGCCCCCCGUGAAGCACUUCCAGCUGAAGCGGAAGCCCAAGAGCGCCACGCUCCGAGCGGAGCUCCUGCAGAAGUCGGCAGAAACUGCGCAACAGCUGAAGAAGACUGCUGGAGUAGCUUUUCACGCCAAAGGGAGAGGAUUGGUUAAGAAAAUUGACACAACAACUCCACUCAAAGGGAUACCAAAGCAAGCUCCUUUCAGGAAUCCCACCGCUCCGAUUGUCUUCAGCCCGACGGGGAACCGGACCCCCAUUCUAUCCUCCACAGUGCCCCUGUGCAAGGAGAGGGGCGUAAAGUACCUGGACCUCAAAGAGCUGAAAGCUGUGGACUCUGCCCGGGAAGCCAAACGGAGGAGAAAGACUUUGGAUACGGACGUGGUCGCAAAGCAGGCGAAGGAGGAGACGGUGGUAGAAAACGCCACCCCGGAUUACGCGGCUGGGCUGGGCUCAACCCAGAAACUGGCUUCCCUGAACAACGACCCAGCCGCGCUCGCUUCUACGAGUUACCUGCCUGCAGCGCCCAGCGCAGUGCCCUCCUCCUCCUACGUCCCGGGCUCUGACCCCCAGCCAGCUGGCUCCAUCUGGGACCCCCUGCAAGCUAAAGAAGAAGCUGCUUCAGCCACCACCACCACCACGACCGCCACUGCUCUCCCCGUGGCCCAGUUUAAGCAGCGGACGCCCAUGUACAAUAGCCACUUGAACCUAAUGGCCCCCACGGUGGCAGCGGCGGCGGCAGCACCGGCCCCCGAGUCUCCAGCGCCUCCUCCGGUCACCGCUCCAGCAACGCAGGGACCACCCGGCGUUCCCCAGGAUGUCCCUGUCAAGAAGUGUCUCUCUCUCACAAAGGAGCAGUUGUUUGCAGCCCACGAAAUAUUCCAGAUGGCCAACAAAGUUACGAGGCCCGAGAAGUCUCUCAUCCUUGGAUUUAUGGCAGGAUCCAGAGAAAACCCCUGCCAAGAGCAGGGCGACGUCAUCCAGAUCAAGCUGAGCGAGCACACCGAGGUCUUGCCGAACCCCGACGGGACCGGGAGCACCACCAUGCUGGUGGACACCAUCUUUGAAAUGAAUUACGCAACCGGCGAGUGGACCAGGCUGACCAAGCACAAGCCGAUGACAAACAUCUCGUAAACAGUUCAGCCACGGGAAGAUGUAGACCAAGUAGAUCCUAGAAUAAAGCCAGCUUAUACAUUGUGUGUCAACUCGGACAGAACAACAUUCCUGUGUGUGACCUGUAACCAGCCCGUGUCACCGCUCAAGUGGGAAGAGGCGACAAAACGGUCCUCGGAUGGUGGAAGGAUUCAUGGCCUCCGGCAGUUUGGCAGGAAAGGGGUUUUAUUUGCCUGCCUUGAGAAAGAAUAGCAAGGAAGAGGCAGAUUCACAGCAGGGACCUCCGUUGACUUUCUCGGUUCUCUGUUAAAAAUAGGCACAGUUUCUUUUUUCCUUUUGCAGCUGCCUGCAAGCAGCAGCGUCGGUCCCUUGGGGUGGUUUCCUCAGGCACCCACCCUGAAAAGCCUGUAGGGCCUUCCCUCUCUCCUCUGCUCCUCCGGAUUGCCCAAAUAAUAAACCUCCACUUCCUUGAGAACAUCCAGCCCCCCAGCCGCAUGGAGAUGCAUGGCUUCCCAUAAAUGGGUUGCCUUUGAACAUGGAUACAUAAAAAGAGUUGAGUUCCCCCCUCCCCCAAGCUUAUCUCAGGGCCCCCAAGGGGAGCUGCCUUCCCCAGGGUCAGAGUCGGUGCAGCGAGCAGCCUCUGAAUACUCUUAAAAUGGGUAUAAAUCCCAAGAACUUGACAUUGGCUGCUUCAGGCUAACGUCGCUGGUUCCAGACCUCGCAGGAUGGCCUUGCAGGAUGGCCCCAAACGGGUCCCUUUUGAGCUUGCUCAAAAGGUGAAUAUCGGUGGAUGUCCUAACACGGUGAAGCUUUUGGGGAAUCUCCAAACAGUAAUUAGGCACCCCUUCCCUGCUCUGUAGCCGUGGGGUCGAAGGAGGAUCUGAGAUGGUUUAUCACGCAGGGCUGAGUUUCUGCAUUUCUCUUUUCGGAAGGAUUUGUUGGUUCUCCGAGGGCUGCAGGGCCUGGCCAGGAGCAACGCUGCUUGCAGGGGCCCCAUCCUUGCCGGCUCCUGGGGAAUUUCUCUUGCAAGCCUUUGAAGUUGAGGAGAGAGGGCAGCUCAAUAGCGUAAUCGUUUAUGCAGAGGAAGAGUUGAAGAAUAAAGAAUUUCUUUCGGUUCCUUGAAAUGGUUGGGAGAUGCUAGGAUGCUUUCUUUUAAGUGGAAGGUCCAGGGAAGCUGUUUGACCAGGCUGCAGAUGGAAACAAAACGCUCUGAGCUCCUGUUCUGAGCACCUCCGGAGAACCUGAAGUGAGAGAGAGGGAAGAUGGGCCGCCUUUUAGGUUUUGUUUUAGCACAGCUGAAUUGUGUGUUUGUUUCUGAAUUGUACCCAGUAGGCCUAACCAGAGUCAGAAGAGCAUCACAAAGGGCUGGUUUCAGAAGAGUUUUUUGUGCAGCGUCAUUUGACCUGAACCUGGAAGCAGGAUUUUAAACCAUAGGGCUAAUUUUACUAAAUUUGUCAGUUUUAUGCAGUAUCAGCCUGGCUUGCUCAGGCUAUUUUAAGAGGCCACCUGGCUAUAUUCUUUUAACAUUGGAAGCCUCCCCUCCCCCCCGUCUUUAGCUGGCAUGUAGCAGGACGUGUCCUGGCGUGUUCAAACGUAAAGGCAAUAUUGACUGCUUGCUUGAACAUCAUGGCCGUCUGAUUUGGAGGACAUGCUAUUUCAUCUUUUAUCCAAAAACUUGGUUUGAAGUUAGAAUGCAGUUUUCUCUAGAAUACCUCUGAGGACUUGGAGCAAUACGAACUAACAGGUGUUUAUGGUUCUGCUCUAGAGUAUUUAGCCAGGGGGUUGGGGUGGGUGCCCAAAAAAAGUCCAGCUGGUCAGAAUAGGGCACGGCUUUGAGUACAGAGUUGUGGCUAUCACCUGGACUUUCUCGCCCUCCCACCCUCCCCUCCCUCCGUUGGAAGCAGUGGCAUCCUUGCGGUCACCUGUGGUGGAAUCAGUCACCUGUGAUGAAUUCAGAACAGUGGGAGCCUGGCAUAAUACUUGAGAAGAGUUUUGCCUCGCCGGGGGGGGGGGGCUGGCCCUGCACAGCCAGCAGCUUUUACUUGAGUUAGAAGCUUCUCAUUUCAGAGUCCGUGCAAGGAAGGGUGCCGUGAAGCUGCUGCUGGUGCAACCCAGAUAGAAUCCUAUGGAUGUCCUCAAAGAGAUCCUCAUUAGAGCCUCGUCUUUGCUAAGCGCUUGGGAAAUCACCAUCCGAUUUGGGCUGGCACAGUAGGUUGAAACUGAGGGAUGCCUCUGUCCGGGAAGCCCUUGGGGGAGGUGGGUUCUUUCUUUCCGGAUCCCUCUCCCUGUGCCCUGUGGUUGCGGUCUGGCUGCCCAGAGAGAGCUGGCAGUAAACUCUGCAAAGGCCGGCUGGAAAGGCGGAGGCAGCAGGCGGCCCAAGCAGCCAGCCAGCCUGACUGAUGGGUGCAGCUUGUCCAGGGCAACAAGGCUCUCCGUGUGGCCCUGCUUGGCUUAAAAGGGACUCUUCUGAUUCUGACAGAAAAAGGCAAGUGACCGGUACUAUCCACAGUUCUAAUCUGGGGGGGGGGGAGAUAUUUUAAGAGUUUAAUUUUAGCUGUAAGAUUACUUGUAGUAUCCAGCAUCCAUAAGCAUCAGACAAGCUGAAGAGUUACUGCUGAAAAAAAAACCCACGCAACUUCCCUCCUGCCCUACCAGUUAGCAGAAGCCCAGAAGCCCUUGGCAGCCCUGGGACUUCCCUUCCUGUGCCCCCCCCCACCCCCACCCCUCCCCGACUGAUGGAAGGGGAGAGAAAAGGCAAGGCUAGGAGAUGAACUCUUGAGACCGUGGGAUUCUGGUACCUUUUUAACAAGCAAUGUUGUUUUGUAAAAUGUUGCCUAUCUAGUAGAGCAGGCCAGAUGUUUUCUAUCUUAUUUUGUUUUUUUUGUACAGAUGUAAAUGCAAGACCUCAUUUUCCUUGAGUACGUAUUUUCGGCAUCAUAUCUGUAAUAAAGUUCAGAUUUUUCUAAGUACA
This is a messenger RNA of Crotalus tigris (Tiger rattlesnake), 4698 nucleotides long. RefSeq names its product negative elongation factor complex member A (gene NELFA). Gene Ontology annotation, cellular component: NELF complex. The transcript has 11 exons. The record is from RefSeq and is a predicted model, not a curated record. NCBI's taxonomy places the organism in Eukaryota, Metazoa, Chordata, Lepidosauria, Squamata, Viperidae. Gene Ontology annotation, biological process: negative regulation of transcription elongation by RNA polymerase II. The coding region runs from base 153 to 1748 and encodes 531 amino acids.